This is a messenger RNA of Mercenaria mercenaria, 777 nucleotides long. RefSeq lists its product as uncharacterized. The coding region runs from base 1 to 777 and encodes 258 amino acids. The record is from RefSeq and is a predicted model, not a curated record. NCBI's taxonomy places the organism in Eukaryota, Metazoa, Mollusca, Bivalvia, Venerida, Veneridae. The transcript has a single exon.
AUGGAAUCUAAAGACUGUGCAAAACUGGUACUAUGUUUAUUGGUUUGUGGAGUUGUCCCUAGCGUUCUUUCAGCGCCAAUGGCGGACAAUGAAGAGUCCUUAAGCCAGGAUCUGAACGGAGACGCUUUACAGGAAAUGGGGACAGACUACGACAAACCAUUACUGCAGCUGAUUGGUAAAGCAAUUGAACAGCUAGAGAGCAAAAUAAAUGAUAAAAUAUGUGAUCUUCAUCCAUGUUCCGAGUGGGAAGAAUGGACAGGAUGCUUUGCGCAUGUCAAUGACUUUGGGGCUAAAUUCCGUACCCGGGAAUGCGGUGUAAAUUACAAAGCUUGCGACUCCGAUACAAAAGCGAAGACUGAAGAAACUGAAAUAUGUCACGGUUACUGUCCAGACGACUAUAACAUUACGAAUAGCGGAUAUUGUGUGAAAUUGUAUCGUGGCAUGCAGACAACUCGGGAGGAAGCGGAACGGCAGUGUGAAAGCGACGGUGGCCACCUUGUAAACAUCGACUGCAUGAGGAAAUACAAAGAUGUCAAAGGAGUUAUCGACAAAGAAUGGUUCACGUCUCAGUUUUGGGUAGACGGACUCCGUAGUAAUGAUAGUUCAACAUGGGAGUACGGCUAUGGUUCCGCGGAGGGAUUUUUCAACUGGUACCCUGGGGAACCUAGCAACGGAGAGGGCGAAUCGUGUUUAGUUGUCAAGGGUUACCAGAUGCAAUGGCAGGACGUGCACUGUUUGGAUGUGUAUAACUACAUGUGUGAAGUCAUUGAACUCUAA